ACCCCCACGUCCACAACCACAAAGCCCUCCCUCUCUACCCCCUACCCCUACCUCUCCCAAUUGCUCUUCAAGUGUCAUUUUCUCAUAUAUACUUCACACAAAAGAAACAACCAUUCACUUCGAACCUUUGUCACUUCUCUCUCUCUCUCUCUCAAAUAAUCUGUGCAACUAAUCCUCCCAACUCCUCAUCAAACCCCAGCCCACAAAUCCUGUCUGCCUCCUGAAACUUGUGCAUCCAAAUCCAUAAGAAGAAAACUGAAUAAUCACAUAGAAUUGAAGUAGAAAGAGGGGAAUUGAAUUGAAGAAUUAGAAGAAAUGGAGCUGUUUCCAGCACAGCCAGACCUUUCGUUGCGAAUCAGCCCUCUAAACAGCACCACCUCAUCAAACUGGAGAAGAGGUGAAGAAGAAAUGGAUUUGGGGUUUUGGAAGCGAGCUCUAGAGUCCAGAACCUCCCUCUCUUCAAUGGCCAAAGCCGACCUCCCCCUCUCAAAUCCCGCUAGGGUUUCGGACCCCCUCACCGCCCCCAACCACCACCGCAUCCUCCAUCCCCGGCCGCAGCUGGACGAGGAAGUGAGUUUGCUGAAGCCGAUUAGGGGAAUUCCGGUGUACCAAAACCCUCCUUCUUUCCCCUUCGCAGCUCAUCAUCAUCAGCAGCAGCGGCAUUUGGAAGCCUCGUUCGCGUCUGUGAAUCACCUCGCCACCGCCUCCGUCGCGCCCUACACCUCGCAAGCCCUCAUGCGAUCGCGCUUCCUCUCCAGAUUUCCGGCUAAACGGAGCAUGAGGGCCCCACGAAUGCGGUGGACCACCACGCUCCACGCCCGUUUUGUUCACGCUGUUGAGCUCCUGGGCGGCCAUGAAAGAGCUACACCCAAAUCAGUUCUUGAGCUUAUGGAUGUGAAAGAUCUCACCUUGGCUCACGUUAAAUCCCAUUUACAGAUGUACCGCACAGUGAAGUCUACUGAUAGAGCGUCAGCUUAUUCAGGAAAUGUGGAUGCACUUGAAAAUGGGUCUUCUGGGGAUACAUCAGAUGAAUUCCUUUUCGACAUUCAGAAUUCACACAAGUCUGAAGUAUCUGUAGAAAAGGGAAGGCAAUUUAAUGUAGAUCAAGAAAAGGAAUAUAGUGUUUUGUGGAGCAAUUCCUCAAGCGGGGGAGAAGCUUGGUUGCAUGGGAGAACAAACGACUCUCAAGUGAACGUACAACCUCACGAGAAGGAGAUAUGCGAUGUGAGCUCAUCGUCCGAGACAAGCCCUAAAUCUAAUAAGCUGAAGCCUAAUUUGGAGUUCACGUUGGGGAGAGAAUGAGAUGUUUAUGCAUCAAUCUACUCAUUUUGAAAUGAUUAUAAAUCUUCUGAUUCAAGAGAAUCAGGUACCCACUGAGGCAAAUCAGAGGAAAAAAAGAAAAGCUAAAGAAAGACAAGGAGACAAGAAAGACAGAAAGCAUACAAAAGGGAGAUAGGUAGGAAAAAAGAACAAAAGGCUUAUAUAUGCUUGCUGUCAAAGUUAUGAGAUUCUAAUCAUUACCUUAGUUUUCAUAUAUAUAUAUAUAUAUAUUCAAGGUAAAUAUUAAGAUAAUGUAAUUCAGUGGUUUUCUCUUAUUUUUAGUAACUUAUGUUUUACUCCCAAAA
This is a messenger RNA of Salvia miltiorrhiza (redroot sage), 1625 nucleotides long. RefSeq names its product probable transcription factor KAN2. Lineage: Eukaryota; Viridiplantae; Streptophyta; Magnoliopsida; Lamiales; Lamiaceae. The transcript is spliced from 6 exons. The record is from RefSeq and is a predicted model, not a curated record. Gene Ontology annotation, molecular function: transcription cis-regulatory region binding. Gene Ontology annotation, cellular component: nucleus. Bases 316 to 1302 code for a protein of 328 amino acids. Gene Ontology annotation, biological process: abaxial cell fate specification; regulation of DNA-templated transcription.